UAUGUGGAAUGAGCUUCCAGUGGAAGUGGUGGAGGCAGGUUCAAUUUUAUCAUUUAAAAAUAAAUUGGAUAGGUAGAUGGACGGGAAAGGAAUGGAGGGUUAUGGUCUGAGUGCAGAUAGAUGGGAAUAGGUGAGAGUAAGUGUUCGGCACGGACUAGAAGGGCCGAGAUGGCUUGUUUCCGUGUUGUAAUUGUUAUAUGGUUAUCUCACAGAAACCUAUAGAAAAGGGCUAUCAUUUGUCAGAACUGGAGAUUUUGGUUGACGAUUGUCAUAGAGACAUGGAGACAAGAGACACGAGACAUUUAUUGUCACAUGCAGCAAUUGGUACAGUGAAAUUUGGGGUCUCCAUACAGCCAUACGAAUAAAAAGAGAGGAACAGAACAUGAUGGGAAUGGGAAUCAAGCACCAGAGGACAUAGGUUUAAGGUGAGAGGGGAAAGAUUUAAGGAGCAAAUCCUUCACACAAAGGAUGGUUGGUACAUGGAAUGAGCUGCCAGAGGAGGUAGUUGAAGCAGGUACUAUCAUAACAUAUAAAAUAUAUUAGAACAGAUACAUGGAUCAGAAAGGUUUAGAAGGAUAUGGGCCAAAUCCCAUAUCCAUGUGGAACUUGUGUAGUUGGCAUUUUAGUUGGCUUUAGACAAGUUAGACCAAAGGACCUGUUUCCCGCUAUAUGACUCUUUGCAUCAGUCCCUUUGGCCCACUGAGUUUGCACAUGGAACCUAGAACAGUACAGUGCAGGAACAGUCCCUGUGGUCCACAAUAUCUGUGGAUGUUUCCAAGUUAAACUCCCCUAAUCUCCUCUGCCUGCACUUGAUCUAUAUCCAUCCAUUCCUGCAUUCCAUGUGCCUAUCUAAAAGUCUCCUAAAUGCCUUUAAAAUAUCUGCCUCCACCAUCAUACUUGUACUGACCAUCAAACAUUGAUUUACAUGAAUCCUAUUUUACCCCAACACUAAUCCCAUUGUUAUUCUCCCCUCAUUCUCGACAACCCCCGCGCCCCAGAUUCUAUCACCCACUUACACGUUAGUGACCAAUUGUUGUACCAACCUUGAGGUUUUUGGGGAACCGGGAGGAAACCAGAGCACUUGGAGGAAACCCUGGUGGUCACGGGCGAAAUAUGCAAACUCUGCACUGACAGCACCAGACGUUAGGACUGAACUCUACCGCCAAUUUUCAACGCUAAUUGUAAUCCACGUGUACAUGCAGUAGGACCUGUACAUCCUGAAAUGUUAACUCACCACAGAUGCUGCCUGUCCUGCUGAGCACUGUCAGAUUUCCCUGCUGUGAUUUAUUGGCCGUGGUAUAAACGGUUAAGGAAAUCAAUUGUUGAAGCGCCAAUGAAGUAUGCAUGUGCGAUCAUUUGGGAGCAUUAUUUCCAACGCACAUCCAGUAGAAUCACACCCCAGCUUGGAAUGGCGUGGCGUGAAUGAGUGGAUGGCGCUCUCCUCGGAUGCAAGGAGGCAGCCUGACUGACAUCCCUCACUCCGCCCCUACUACCCAAUGCUGCCAGUUGGCAUCUCCCGUCUCCAGCACAACUGCGAGCAAGGCAGGCGGCGUCUGUCCACGCCGGAUAGUGUGCAGAGCAACGGCAGCGUGACUGAAGGUGCAACAGUGCCCGAUUGAAAAGGCUAAUAAAAUAAAGGCGAGAAGCGAAGCGGCAGCGGCAGCGGCGAGCUUGGGGCUGGGCUCUUGCUCCGGGAAGGGAUGCCCGCUGCCGGUGUCUAAGCAGCUCUCGCAAGUGGACUGGGAAGCAAUGACCAUUCGCUCUCUCCCGUGUAGAGUGUCUGUCCACAGCCAGGGUCCCCGUCAAUGAGAAAGAGCCCAGCGUGACAGAUGGUUCGCGGCAACAUGUCCAAAACCCAAGAGAUCCGGAUGGGUAUCAUGGAAACGCCAAGCAUUCAGUCUUCUGGAAGAGGUGCAAUAAGGAAAAACAGAUUCAAAGGAUCUGAAGGCAGCACCUCAUCAGACACAACAUCCAACAGCUUUGUGAGACAGGGUUCGGCGGACUCCUAUACCAGCCGUCCAUCUGAAUCAGAUGUAUCUCUGGAGGAAGACCGCGAGGCAGUACGGAGAGAAGCACAGCGCCAAGCCCAAGCCCAGCUGGAGAAAGCAAAGACUAAACUGGUUGCAUUUGCUGUACGGACAAAUGUUGGCUACAGCGCAGCCCUGGACAACGAUGUCCCUGUCCCAGGCAUGGCUAUCUCUUUCGAAGCAAAGGAUUUUCUGCACGUCAAAGAAAAAUUCAGUAACGACUGGUGGAUUGGACGGUUGGUUAAAGAAGGCUGUGAAAUAGGAUUCAUCCCCAGUCCAGUGAAAUUAGAAAAUAUGAGACUGCAGAGUGACCAAAAAACAAAGCAGGGAAAAUAUCACUCAAGUAAAUCGGGUGGAAAUUCAUCUUCCAGUAUAGGUGAUGUGGUCCCUACUUCCAGGCGAUCCACUCCCCCCUCAUCUGCUCUUGAUUUAGAUGCAAGUGGCUUAGAUGCAGAAGACAUUGAUCCCCAGGCAAAUCAGCGAACCCCUAUAACCAGUGUAAACAGUGUAACGUCUCCCCAGUCUAAAGAGAAAAGAAUGCCCUUUUUUAAGAAGACUGAGCAUGUCCCUCCCUACGAUGUAGUGCCUUCUAUGCGACCAGUGGUUCUCGUGGGGCCUUCUUUGAAAGGAUACGAGGUGACAGAUAUGAUGCAAAAAGCAUUAUUUGACUUCCUGAAGCACAGAUUUGAAGGAAGAAUAUCAAUCACACGGGUCACAGCUGACAUCUCCCUUGCCAAACGCUCAGUGUUAAAUAAUCCUAGUAAGCACGCAAUAAUUGAACGCUCAAACACAAGAUCGAGUUUGGCUGAAGUCCAAUGUGAAAUAGAACGGAUUUUUGAAUUGGCAAGAACACUGCAAUUAGUAGUUCUAGAUGCAGAUACGAUCAACCAUCCAGCUCAGUUGGGCAAAACCUCUUUGGCUCCUGUUAUAGUCUAUGUAAAAAUUUCAUCUCCGAAGGUAUUGCAACGAUUAAUAAAAUCAAGAGGAAAAUCCCAGGCUAAACACCUGAAUGUCCAGAUGGUAGCAGCAGACAAACUGGCUCAGUGUCCUCCAGAACUAUUUGAUGUAAUCCUUGAUGAAAAUCAGCUAGAAGACGCCUGUGAGCACCUCUCUGACUACCUAGAAGCUUACUGGAGAGCUACCCACCCUCCGAGUAGCAAUCCUCCCAACCCUCUCCUCAGCCGGACAAUGGCCAGCGCAGCUCUUCCUUCAAGCCCAGCACCAGUCUCCAAUCUGCAGGGUGAACAGAAACAGGGAGAGCAAAACCGUGUACAUUCAGGACCUGAGAGAUCUGCUUCCCAGGAGGAAGAGAAGCAACCGGAGCCAGUAAAAAAGCCCCAACACCGAACUUCUUCCUCGGCCAAGCACCACAAUCACAGGGGCACAGCGAGUCGGGGCCUGGAGAGGCAGGAAACAUUUGACUCGGAAACGGAGGACAGCAGGGAUUCUGUGUAUAUAGAACCAAAGGAUGAUUGUAUGGAUAGUCACGGCGAUCAUUAUAGCUCACAUCAGGAUCACAACCAUACAGAAGAAGUCCAAGGUGACUGCAGCCACAGGCAUCGAGAAUCACGACAUCGUUCAAAGGAACAAGAGCGAGAACAGGACCAUAAUGAACGCAACAAACAGCGCAGUCGCCAUAAAUCAAAGGAUCAACAUUGUGAAAGGGAUGGGGAUGUUGCAUCCAAAAAAAGAAAUGAUGUCGGUGAGUGGAAUCAGGAUGCGUACAUUCGCCAUUAACUCUGUCUAUAAGGCUCCUCUGUCUCUAUUAGUUUGUGUGUGUGUGUGUGUAAAAGGAAAAAUACACCACCUGAUUUGUUUGCUGUAAAAGUUAUUGUACAUUGGAGAGCUCUUACAGUUGUUGCUGAUCCAGCAUGGAAAUACAAUCAAUAUAAUUUACUUAAACUCAUUGUACGAUUGCAGAUCUUCUAGACUUGUACUGUACUUGUUUAUGGUUUGGUUUAGAUGGCUGCCAGCUGAACAAUAACUUUUACUAUCAAAUUACUGUUAAUGUUCUUAAGCAACAUUUUUAUAUAUACAUAUCUAUGUGGGGGAUUGGGUGGGUGGGGUUGGGAAGGAAAAGUGAACAUACCCGAGUAUUCAGGAUGAGUUGGAUCAGCACAAUGUGUUUUUGUAAAUCCUCAAAUGUUUAACUUCUGCAUGCAGAAACCAGUUCAAGUUUAAAGACCACUCUGGCUUGUACUUGUAGUUGGGAUGCAUUUGGGGAAUCUAGUCUUGCCUUACACAUCAGACAUAAUUAAAAGGAAAGUAUUUUUUAAGUACUAGUACUAUGUACUGUAUGGUAUCAUUUUAUUUAUACUUGUAACAUUUGCAAAUAAUUCACAAAUAAUAUUAGCCAUUUUAUCUGCUUCAGAAUUGUUUAGAUGUAUUUUCUCUCCUGCAUCAUGCCAAUUACAACUGGCCUAUUUUAGAAAAUUUAUAGUUAAUAUGAUCACUUUGCUUCACGUAUCUGCAUAUCAUUGAUCGGAGGCUGGGAAAUACAAAGCAUUUUUACGAGAGAGAGACUUAUUGUUUAGAGUUUCGUAAAAUUAAUCGUUUGAACUGGUAAGGCAAUGGCCAUCUUAGACAGAUUAAGUUAUACACCAAAUUCCUAUUAUUUAUGUAUGUUAUGAUUUAUUUUGAUUUAGGAAUUGCUUGAGGGUUUUGUGUUUAUUCCCCUGUAAAAUUAUUUUGUUUUUCCAAAUGGCUUUGACAUUGCUUCAUGGCCAUAAAGAAAAGUUGUCUGUACUGUAUAUGCAUAUGUGAAAUUUAUUUUUGAAAUCUAAUUUGUAAGCAUUUGUAUAUAUUACUGUUAUUAUUGCCUUUGUAGAUGUUGACAGUAGUGGAUUCUGCUGCACUGUUUGAUAGUUAUUUAUUUAACUGUACAAAUGUUGGCUGUCCACGUUAACAGAAAUGCCAUUUCAGUAACAGGAACAAUGUUGCAUUGCUUCUGUUAUGUAAUGAAGAGACACA
Messenger RNA from Leucoraja erinaceus (little skate), 4997 nucleotides. Its product is annotated as voltage-dependent L-type calcium channel subunit beta-2-like. Lineage: Eukaryota; Metazoa; Chordata; Chondrichthyes; Rajiformes; Rajidae. Gene Ontology annotation, molecular function: protein binding; high voltage-gated calcium channel activity. The record is from RefSeq and is a predicted model, not a curated record. Gene Ontology annotation, biological process: chemical synaptic transmission; neuromuscular junction development; regulation of voltage-gated calcium channel activity. The transcript is spliced from 14 exons. Bases 1830 to 3764 code for a protein of 644 amino acids. Gene Ontology annotation, cellular component: voltage-gated calcium channel complex.